This is a messenger RNA of Tremella mesenterica DSM 1558, 1998 nucleotides long. RefSeq lists its product as uncharacterized. Gene Ontology annotation, biological process: DNA replication; DNA repair. Gene Ontology annotation, cellular component: Slx1-Slx4 complex; nucleus. Lineage: Eukaryota; Fungi; Basidiomycota; Tremellomycetes; Tremellales; Tremellaceae. The record is from RefSeq and is a predicted model, not a curated record. Bases 1 to 1998 code for a protein of 665 amino acids. The transcript is spliced from 5 exons.
AUGGACGAUUCAGGUCCAUCUCGACCACAACUGCCCACGAACAGCAGCGGUAGUUCUUCCGGUAUCGAAAUUCUCGACGUUCCUUCACUUCCUCCUCAUAAACCUAGACAUCGUCCAGGUCGUUCUCGCAAAGCCUCAAAGGUCACAAAGAUAGAAGAGAAGAGCGAUAGCUCAGAUGAGAUCGUAUUCGUUGCUUCUCGUCUGGCGGAUAGAUACACGUACCGUUCUACAUCUCCCAAGAGUAAAUCUAGCAGGUUAUCGGCCAAACGAGAGAUAUCGGAGGGAGUGAAAAAGAUUGAACAGGAUUCAGAGAAAGGGAAGGCCAAAUCAGAACUCAAGUCGGAGAACGAGGGAUCAGGAGAAAGUAAAGCGUUCAGACCAUUGGUAUUGAAACAACCCAUGAACAUUCCAAAAGAUGCUCCACCACCUCCCGCUUGGCUGGGCAAGACGUCUGUGCUCCUUCGACUUCCAGAAUGUGUAGUAUGUCAUAGAAGGUUCAAUAAAACUGAUUCUGGAGCUGCUCGAUGGCGACACAUAUCCACAUGUUUCCCUCCCCUUUUCAAACCUCCCAAUCCCCCACCAGACCUCGAAAUCCUCAUCCAUCAAGCCCUUCUGGACCAAGCUUCCCAUCGUCCCUCGACUUUAUUAGAACAUCAUACGAAUUCUGUCGAUUCUGACGAUCUGAUCGAUUUAUGCGAAGGUAAAUCGACGAUCUCCAGACGUAACUCUACAAUCUCUGGUUUACAUCUCACUACCAAUGUCCACCCUCCUGAUACCCGUGGGGAAGUAUGGGAAUCCGAAGUGGGUGGAAGAGUGAGAGAUAUCGUAGGACGGAGUAGUCCUCCAGUGUCUACAUUCUCAAACAAGACUUCUCCUAUCCCUAAUGGGAGACAAUCACCCAUAUCACCUGUUUCUCCUAUCGCACUACCCGGGACUCAGCCUUUGGGGCAAUCAUCUCUCGCUUUGUCUUACUCCCGAUCUUUGCCUGAACCCAUAUCCAGAAACAGAGAUGAUAGAUCGACCACUCUAACUCCAACGGCAUUCGACACAACCCUCAUCGCUGAUACUCCGGGGGAAAUCAUCAAUGUUGACGAAGAUGAUUGGGGAGAUGAUGCCGUACUUACUUGGGAUGGACCUAUCAAAAUCCCAGAUUCAGAAUCUGAAGACGACGUCAUGUCGAUAUCUUCUCUUGGAGGAAGUUCAGCGGCUUCUAUAGCUCCUGAAGAAGCUGGGUUGUCAGGUGAUGAAUCAUGGGGUCGAGAAGCGAUGUUGGAAUGGAAUUAUCAAGAUGAUAUUUAUCCUACACAAGAUACUCUCUCUAUGGGAUCAGAAUCUGAAGAAGAACCUUUGGCUGUCACUCGACUUAAAGGGAAAGAAAAAGAGAUGGUCCCCAGAAAAGUCAAAAGUACAGAAAAGAUAGAGGAAAUGCCAGAUUACGUCUCUAUGGAAUUGAAAAAAUUACAGAAGAUAGUAGGUGGAUAUGGUUUUAGACCAAGUACGAAUAAAGAAGCUUUGAUCAAAAUAGCUCAGGAUUGUUGGCGAUCUUUACAUUCUCCCACAGAAGAUCAAACGUCUUUCGAUGGUGUUGACUCUGAUGAUGAAGAGGUACAAGAUGUUGGCUCUGACCACAAAGACAUCGAUAAUGUUGAAGUUGACGAGGAAAAGAAAGUCAAGAGUAAAGUGACUGGGAAAGGUAAAGGUAAAGGUAAGAGAAAGAUGGAUGAAGGGGAAGAAGAGGAUAAAGUGAAAGGUGGAAGUAGAACGGUCGUUCCUUUUCAAAUACUCGAUCAACAAUUUUAUGAAAUGAUAAAAGGUGAUGUUCCAUUAUGGACCAGGAUAUUACGAUACGAGCCUAUCCCAUUCGAGGAACUCAUAGCCAAGUCGAUCAGCGUCGGUAUCAAAGGUAUAGGAUGGAAAAUACGUCUUAAACGAUUCCUCGACCUUCAAGGCAUAACAUUCUUCUCCGGAGAUCCAACCGGAUCACGAAAACGACAUUGA